Messenger RNA from Haliotis rufescens (red abalone), 4678 nucleotides. Its product is annotated as serine/threonine-protein phosphatase 6 regulatory ankyrin repeat subunit B-like. Bases 8 to 3769 code for a protein of 1253 amino acids. The transcript has 2 exons. Gene Ontology annotation, molecular function: protein binding. The record is from RefSeq and is a predicted model, not a curated record. NCBI's taxonomy places the organism in Eukaryota, Metazoa, Mollusca, Gastropoda, Lepetellida, Haliotidae.
CAAGGGAAUGCAAAACAUCUUCCAUCUUGUCUGUAAAUCAGGAAUGGAAAAAACCCUGAAAGUCCUGUUAACCAGGAAACCUGGGAAUAAUGUUAUAAACUCUGUUGAUGUGAAUGGCAGGACCCCUGUCAUGGUUGCAGCACACACGGGAACAGAGGGAUGUUUUAAGUUACUGCAGACAACAUCAAAUUUGAAUGUGAAAGAUAUACAUGGCAUCGGAAUUAUUCAUCUUGCCUGUCGUGGUGGGAACACUGCUAUAGUACAACAUGUCAUGUCUCCAUCUAACAUCAACAGCAGAGAUGAGUAUGGAUGGACAGCAGUGAUGAUGGCAGCUGUCAGUGGACAUCAAAGUGUGUUUGACCUCCUUGUGUCCAACCAAGCUGACCUCACACUGGUGUCUACAUCUGGUGACAGUUUACUUCAUCUUGCCUGUCAUGGUGGGAACACUGCUAUAGUACAACAUGUCAUGUCUCCAUCUAACAUCAACAGCAGAGUUGAGUAUGGAUGGACAGCAGUGAUGCAGGCAGCUGUCAGUGGACAUCAAAGUGUGUUUGACCUCCUUGUGUCCAACCAAGCUGACCUCACACUGGUGGAUACAUAUGGUGACAGUUUACUUCAUCUUGCCUGUCAGGGUGGGAACACUGCUAUAGUACAACAUGUCCUGUCUUCAUCUAACAUCAACAGUAGAGGCAGACAUGGAUGGACAGCAGCAAUGAAGGCAGCUGUCAGUGGACAUCAAAGUGUGUUUGACCUCCUUGUGUCCAACCAAGCUGACCUCACACUGGUGGAUACAUAUGGUGACAGUUUACUUCAUCUUGCCUGUCGUGGUGGGAACACUGCUAUAGUACAACAUGUCCUGUCUUCAUCUAACAUCAACAGUAGAGGCAGACAUGGAUGGACAGCAGCAAUGAAGGCAGCUGUCACUGGACAUCAAAGUGUGUUUGACCUCCUUGUGUCCAACCAAGCUGACCUCACACUGGUGGAUACAUCUGGUGACAGUUUACUUCAUCUUGCCUGUCAGGGUGGGAACACUGCUAUACUACAACAUGUCCUGUCUCCAUCUAACAUCAACAGUACAGGCAGAUAUGCAUGGACAGCAGCAAUGAAGGCAGCUGUCACUGGACAUCAAAGUGUGUUUGACCUCCUUGUGUCCAACCAAGCUGACCUCACACUGGUGGAUACAUCUGGUGACAGUUUACUUCAUCUUGCCUGUCAGGGUGGAAACACUGCUAUAGUACAACAUGUCCUGUCUCCAUCUAACAUCAACAGCAGAGGGAUGCAUGGAUGGACAGCAGCAAUGAAGGCAGCUGUCAAUGGACAUCAAAGUGUGUUUGACCUCCUUGUGUCCAACCAAGCUGACCUCACACUGGUGUCUAUAUCUGGUGAUAGUUUACUUCAUCUUGCCUGUCGUGGUGGGAACACUGCUAUUGUAAAACAUGUCCUGACACCUUCUAACAUCAACAGCAGAGGGGAGUAUGGAAGGACAGCAGCAAUGAGGGCAGCUGUCAGUGGACAUCAAAGUGUGUUUGACCUCCUAGUGUCCAACGAAGCUGACCUCACACUGGUGGAUGCAGAUGGUGAUAGUUUACUUCAUCUUGCCUGUCAGGGGGGGAACACUGCUAUUGUAAAACAUGUCCUGACACCUUCUAACAUCAAGAGCAGAGGGCAGUAUGGAAGGACAGCAACAAUGAAGGCAGCUGUCAGUGGACAUCAAAGUGUGUUUGACCUCCUAGUGUCCAACCAAGCUGACCUCACACUGGUGGAUGCAGAUGGUGAUAGUUUACUUCAUCUUGCCUGUCGUGGUGGGAACACUGCUAUAGUACAACAUGUCCUGUCUCCAUCUAACAUCAACAGUAGAGGCAGACAUGGAUGGACAGCAGCAAUGAAGGCAGCUGUCACGGGACAUCAAAGUGUGUUUGACCUCCUUGUGUCCAACCAAGCUGACCUCACACUGGUGGAUACAUAUGGUGACAGUUUACUUCAUCUUGCCUGUCGUGGUGGGAACACUGCUAUAGUACAACAUGUCCUGUCUUCAUCUAACAUCAACAGUAGAGGCAGACAUGGAUGGACAGCAGCAAUGAAGGCAGCUGUCACUGGACAUCAAAGUGUGUUUGACCUCCUUGUGUCCAACCAAGCUGACCUCACACUGGUGUCUACAUCUGGUGACAGUUUACUUCAUCUUGCCUGUCAGGGUGGGAACACUGCUAUAGUACAACAUGUCCUGUCUCCAUCUAACAUCAACAGCAGAGGGGAGUAUGGAAGGACAGCAGCAAUGAGGGCAGCUGUCAGUGGACAUCAAAGUGUGUUUGACCUCCUAGUGUCCAACCAAGCUGACCUCACACUGGUGGAUGCAGAUAGUGAUAGUUUACUUCAUCUUGCCUGUCAGGGGGGGAACACUGCUAUUGUAAAACAUGUCCUGACACCUUCUAACAUCAAGAGCAGAGGGCAGUAUGGAAGGACAGCAACAAUGAAGGCAGCUGUCAGUGGACAUCAAAGUGUGUUUGACCUCCUAGUGUCCAACCAAGCUGACCUCACACUGGUGGAUGCAGAUGGUGAUAGUUUACUUCAUCUUGCCUGUCGUGGUGGGAACACUGCUAUUGUAAAACAUGUCCUCACACCUUCUAACAUCAACAGCAGAGGGGAGUAUGGAAGGACAGCAGCAAUGAAGGCAGCUGUCAGUGGACAUCAAAGUGUGUUUGACCUCCUAGUGUCCAACGAAGCUGACCUCACACUGGUGGAUGCAGAUGGUGAUAGUUUACUUCAUCUUGCCUGUCAGGGGGGGAACACUGCUAUUGUAAAACAUGUCCUGACACCUUCUAACAUCAAGAGCAGAGGGCAGUAUGGAAGGACAGCAGCAAUGAAGGCAGCUGUCAGUGGACAUCAAAGUGUGUUUGACCUCCUGGUGUCCAACCAAGCUGACCUCACACUGGUGGAUGCAGAUGGUGAUAGUUUACUUCAUCUUGCCUGUCGUGGUGGGAACACUGCUAUUGUAAAACAUGUCCUCACACCUUCUAACAUCAACAGCAGAGGGGAGUAUGGAAGGACAGCAGCAAUGAAGGCAGCUGUCAGUGGACAUCAAAGUGUGUUUGACCUCCUAGUGUCCAACCAAGCUGACCUCACACUGGUGGAUGCAGAUGGUGAUAGUUUACUUCAUCUUGCCUGUCAGGGGGGGAACACUGCUAUUGUAAAACAUGUCCUGACACCUUCUAACAUCAACAGCAGAGGGCAUUAUGGAAGGACAGCAGCAAUGAAGGCAGCUGUCAGUGGACAUCAAAGUGUGUUUGACCUCCUAGUGUCCAACCAAGCUGACCUCACACUGGUGGAUGCAGAUGGUGAUAGUUUACUUCAUCUUGCCUGUGAGGGUGGGAACACUGCUAUUGUAAAACAUGCCCUGACACCUUCUAACAUCAACAGCAGAGGGCAGUAUGGAAGGACAGCAGCAAUGAGGGCAGCUGUCAAUGGACAUCAAAGUUUGUUUGACCUCCUUGUGUCCAGCCAAGCUGACCUCACACUGGUGGAUGCAGAUGGUGAUAGUUUACUUCAUCUUGCCUGUGAGGGUGGGAACACUGCUAUAGUACAACAUAUCCUGUCUCCAUCUAACAUCAACAGUAGAGGCAGAUAUGGAUGGACAGCAGCAAUGAAGGCAGCUGUCACUGGACAUCAAAGUGUGUUUGACCUCCUUGUGUCCAACCAAGCUGACCUCACACUGGUGUCUAUAUCUGGUGAUAGUUUACUUCAUCUUGCCUGUCAUGGUGGGAACACGCUAUAGUACAACAUGUCCUGACACCUUCUAGCAUCAACAGCAGAGGGGAGUAUGGAAGGACAGCAGCAAUGAGGGCAGCUGUCAGUGGACAUCAAAGUGUGUUUGACCUCCUGGUGUCCAACCAAGCUGACCUCACACUGGUGGAUGCAGAUGGUGAUAGUUUACUUCAUCUUGCCUGUGAGGGUGGGAACACUGCUAUUGUAAACAUGUCCUGACACCUUCUAACAUCAACAGCAGAGGGGAGUAUGGAAGGACAGCAGCAAUGAGGGCAGCUGUCAGUGGACAUCAAAGUGUGUAUGACCUCCUAGUGUCCAACCAAGCUGACCUCACACUGGUGGAUGCAGAUGGUGAUAGUUUACUUCAUCUUGCCUGUGAGGGUGGGAACACUGCUAUUGUAAAACAUGUCCUGACACCUUCUAACAUCAACAGCAGAGGGCAGUAUGGAAGGACAGCAGCAAUGAAGGCAGCUGUCAGUGGACAUCAAAGUGUGUUUGACCUCCUAGUGUCCAACCAAGCUGACCUCACACUGGUGGAUGCAGAUGGUGAUAGUUUACUUCAUCUUGCCUGUGAGGGUGGGAACACUGCUAUUGUAAAACAUGCCCUGACACCUUCUAACAUCAACAGCAGAGGGGAGUAUGGAAGGACAGCAGCAAUGAGGGCAGCUGUCAAUGGACAUCAAAGUUUGUUUGACCUCCUUGUGUCCAGCCAAGCUGACCUCACACUGGUGGAUGCAGAUGGUGAUAGUUUACUUCAUCUUGCCUGUCAGGGUGGGAACACUGCUAUAGUACAACAUAUCCUGUCUCCAUCUAACAUCAACAGUAGAGGCAGAUAUGGAUGGACAGCAGCAAUGAAGGCAGCUGUCACUGGACAUCAAAGUGUGUUUGACUUCCUUGUGUCCAACCAAGCUGACCUCAC